CAGCUAAUCACAGCGAAGGGUUUGCUCAGCGAGUCUCCCGGCCUGCAGCGGGAGCUCGAAAGCUCUCCCCACCCCCUCGGGCCCCCCAAGACACCACGACAGGGACGACCAGGCCACGUCUAUCGUUUAUUCCCCCUCGCCCUCAAUCGUACGAUCGUUUAGCCCAUGAUCGCCCUCACAACUGGGCAAAAGCAGCAGCGGUACCGACAAAUCGACCGCCUUGAUCCACGGACAUCGGACAUCGAUCCAACACCAUGGCGGGCUACCUCUUGCUCGCCAUUCCGACGAUCCUCGUCAGCUUGCUGUUCUCCCGGUCACCGUUCCUCAUGUCUAGCUCACCAACGACGGGCGCAAACCCAUGGGCCGACAGUCCCAUGAAGCUGAUCACGACACCUCAGUAUGAGACCAACCAGGCCGACCUGUUCACGACGGGUGCCACACACAUGGCCCUGCUGCAUAACUCGAUUCUGCGCGGAUACAACUCCAUCUACCACCAGGCACCCCAUGUCCAGGACCAGGACAAGGCCGACUUUGUAGGAUACGCCCUGACAUGGCACAAGUUUGUCAAGUCGCACCACGACGAUGAGGAGGAGAGACUCUUCGCCGAGAUUGAGAAGCUGGUGGGCGACAAGACCGUUUUCGCCACGACCCACCGGGAGCAUCAGCACUUCCUCCCCGGCCUCGAAGACUUCCACGCCUACCUCGCCUCGCUGACCGACCCGGCGCAAUUCUCCGGCGCCGAGCUGCGGCGCAUCAUGUCGACCUUCCAGCAGCCCUUCGAGGUGCACUUCCACUCGGAGAUCGCCACGCUGGCGGGGCUGGCGAGCCACCCGAACGCGCCGCGCGAGGGGACGGCGGAGGCGGCGAUGGCGAGGGCCGUGUUCAAGAGCUGGGGGAAGAGCACGGUGUCCAGGGCGGGCACGGCGGACGUGGUGCCGUUCUUCCUGAUGAACCUGGACCGCGGGGUCGAGGGGGGGAUGUGGGCCAACUGGCCGCCCAUGCCGGCGCCGAUUCGGUGGGGGCUCGCCAAUGUCGCCGGGGCGUGGUAUGGGGGUCGGUGGAGGUUUGCGAGCUGUGAUGCGCAGGGAAGGUCGAGGGAGUUGUAUGCUUUGGAGUCUCCUGCGUCGGGCAGUUGAUUUGGCUGGCCGAAUUGCAUGGCUGCAUGGAUGUUCUCCAUUGCUAGCGUGAGGGUAAGCCGACGAGUGAACUAUUUUUUGUUUGCUUCUACUCUCGAUGUGUGAAGCAACCCAGAGGAUGGCACAUGGAAGGGUCUUGGGAAGAAAAUAAUGUUCAAGCACAGCGUCAGUCUUCCCUAUGAGAGGACCAUGGGCAGAGAGAAAGAAGGGAAAGAAGAGGAAGCAAGCGAUGGGGCGACCAAAGGGGUACCUGCUUUCGCAUGCCAUGGGAGAAGUCACCUGAUCCAACGUCUCUCAGCAAAUGUCUCCAGUACUCCGGACCUCUUCCCAAGGUUAUGUGGCUUCAGCAUGGUUUGUCUUUUGCAAGUCUUCGGCUCAAUGUGACGAAAAUAAUGCUCGCCGCAGGAAACUCCCGCGCCUAGCCCAUUUGAUGUGGUUUGAACGCAAUAUCAACCGAGAGUAAUCCCCCCUAUAUUUUGUGUAUUCCU
This is a messenger RNA of Sodiomyces alkalinus F11, 1624 nucleotides long. RefSeq lists its product as hypothetical. The transcript is spliced from 3 exons. Bases 255 to 1136 code for a protein of 293 amino acids. NCBI's taxonomy places the organism in Eukaryota, Fungi, Ascomycota, Sordariomycetes, Glomerellales, Plectosphaerellaceae. The record is from RefSeq and is a predicted model, not a curated record.